This is a messenger RNA of Danio rerio (zebrafish), 1636 nucleotides long. Lineage: Eukaryota; Metazoa; Chordata; Actinopteri; Cypriniformes; Danionidae. The record is from RefSeq and is a predicted model, not a curated record.
AAACGUAGCAUACAUACUGUAAUUCAGUCAAUUUAAUAAGAUCGCUUUUAAUAAUACAAAUGUAUUUAACAGACCAGAUGUUAUGCAGACAUCUGAAGGCGCUUCUGUACGGGGUUUUGUAAAUAUGAGCCACCGCGCGCCCCCUGACGGACUCUGUUGCCUUUAUGAAACAGCAAUAUAAACCGCCCAAUGGCUUCUUUCUGUUGUCAGAUGUGCACCUGACAGAUGUUGCGAACAAUUCCCAUCGACAGAGCAUUAUUUCUCGGCUGUUUUCCCCUUUAAAUUAGCGAACUUCCCUCUUGACGGCAAAGGGAGCGCGCACGAGUGAACGCGCAUCGGGUCUUCAGAUCAAAGAGUGACAUGAGUCUGCUUUAAUCGGCCUUCACUGGACAUUCAGACACUCAGCGGACAUUUAAAGGAUGGAUCUGGACGUCCUGAACAUGUUCUUGAUUGCCGGCGGGACUCUGGCGAUCCCCAUCCUGGCGUUCGUAGCCUCGUUCCUGCUCUGGCCGGCCACGCUUAUUAAAGUUUAUCACUGGUAUUGGCGCAGACGGCUGGGGAUGCAGGUGGAUUAUGCUGAAUAUGAAGGUUAUCGAUUCUGUUACUCUCACAGAGGAAAUCCAGGCUUUCGUCCAUCUGUUUUAAUGCUGCACGGCUUUUCUGCACACAAAGACAUGUGGCUCGGGGUGGUGAAGUUUCUCCCUAAAAAUGUGCACUUGAUAUGUGUGGACAUGCCGGGACAUGAAGGUACAUCACGCACCAGCGCUGUGGAUUAUUCCAUAGAGGGCCAAGUCAAACGCAUUAAUCAGUUUGUGAAGAGCAUUGGACUGAACAAAAAGCCUUUCCAUCUGAUCGGCACAUCUAUGGGUGGAAAUGUAGCAGGAGUUUAUGCAGCUCGUCACCCAUCUGAACUCUGCGGCGUCACACUCAUCUGUCCUGCAGGUCUUCAGUAUCCCACUGAAAGUAAGUUUGUUGAGCGUUUGAGGGAGCUGGAGAAAACGCAGGACAGAGAUGGGAUCCCGCUGAUCCCCUCCACACCCGAGCAGAUGGAGGAGAUGCUCAAACUCUGCUCAUACGUGCGCUUUAAGAUCCCCAAACAGAUACUUCAAGGACUGGUUGACGUUCGCAUCCCAAACAAUGACUUCUACCACGAGUGUUUUAUGGAGCUUGUUGGAGAAAAAUCCCGACACUCUUUACACGAGAACAUGCAUCUCAUUUCAACUCCUCUACAGGUUAUUUGGGGGAAAAAUGACCAGGUUUUAGACGUGUCUGGAGCUUCAGUUUUGUCUGGAGCCGUUCCCGGAUGCCAGGUUCAUCUACUAGACAACUGUGGGCACUCGGUAGUGUUGGAGCGGCCUAGAAAAUCUGCCCAGCUCAUCACAGACUUCAUCAUCGCACAACAGAACGCAGGAAUCAACAGCAACAAGAAACUCUCCUAAAACAGGACGCUAUACCUGCUUAAAACAGGUCUAAGUGGUUGGUUAAAGCUGCAAACAUAAAGGUUGUUCAGGAACAAAUAGGAAAGUUGCCCAAACCUGAUUUCACCAAGUAGGACAUGUUCCUGGAUUAUCAUCUAUGUUGAUCCUGGAACAACAUUCCAGUCAGCCAAUCGGAAUUAAAAGAUACGUUCACAGUU